GCGGCGGCGCCGGGAGCUCGGCGGACAUGGGACACCUCUGGCACCGUCAGCCCCCCGCCAGCCCCGAGCGCGGCCCGGGGAAGGGAGGAGACGGCGCGGCGCCGCCCGGGCCCCCGCUACUCCUCCUCUUCGUCCUCCUCGCUUCCUCGAUUUCUGCUUGCAAAGGUGCACCAAUGCCAUCCCAAGCACUUGAAUCUCAUGAGGAUUUGCAGCUGUUGAAAGAGAUAGAUGAUGCAUGUUCUGCUUACCUGUCCACAGAUUCUCAGCCUCAGGUGUCCAGUACAGUGGAAGAACUUUGUUUUUUGGUCAUGGGAUUUCUCCAGAAGCCACAGGGUUUAGAUGAGAAAGACAAGACCAAAAGGUUCUUAUUUCAUUAUUCUAAGACUCAUGACCCGGGCAACUCAGACAUCAUGUCCUCUGUCCUGCAUCCUUUACUGCAACUCGUUCCUCAGCUUAAUGAGAGAAGACUGAAGAGAUACAAACUGGACGAAGAACUUCAGGGACCUGGAGCAAUUCAAAGCAGAGGUUACUUUUUCUACAGGCCACGUAAUGGAAGGAGAUCAGUGGAUUUUCGCUAAGGAGGAUUAUAGAUUCCUGACUUAGAACCAAAACUGCAGGAAUUCUGAGUACAUGGACAUACUGUUUUCCUUACAAUAAUUAUUCCUUAUUAAUGUACAAUUAGAAAUGACUUGAAUGUAAAUAUUCUCAAACCAGCUUCUGUUAAGAAGGUCUUUACUAUCUUGAUUAUAUUAAAAGCAUAUUAAAAUUAUUUGUUUCCUAGCGUUACGAUGUUUACAACCACAUACAAUUCAACUGUAAAAGAGUCAGUGUUUGCAUGCAACAGACAUGGCCUCUAAUAACCCUGUUAAGCAAAUUUUCCCUUCUAAAUAAAGGCCCUCAGCCAGAGAGUUGUUUAAUGAGAAUGUUUGCAAUCAAAAUUACUGUUUUUUUUUUUUUCCAGAAUACUUUGUGAUUUGUGUGUUUCACUGUCUGAAAAAAAAAAAAAAAAAAAGAGAGAAUCCCUUUUCCCUUAAUAAAAGGAACCUGAACAAGCUGC
Hirundo rustica (Barn swallow) is the source of this 1057-nucleotide messenger RNA. RefSeq names its product neuromedin U (gene NMU). Lineage: Eukaryota; Metazoa; Chordata; Aves; Passeriformes; Hirundinidae. The transcript is spliced from 10 exons. Gene Ontology annotation, molecular function: neuromedin U receptor binding. Bases 27 to 578 code for a protein of 183 amino acids. The record is from RefSeq and is a predicted model, not a curated record. Gene Ontology annotation, biological process: regulation of smooth muscle contraction.